UGGCCCAGUUAAUAAGUCAGUGUGGACUUAAACGCGUAUGAGGAAAGACCUAUUAAAAUAAUCAUAUUAUUUGGAAAGGGAAAUUAUUAUGCAAGAUAAUAAUUUCAAGCCCCUGCCAUGGCUUCUGGUGGUUAUAGCGGUCUUCUGGAGCUGGCAGCUAAAUGUUUUGGCCCUGCCGAAGAUCGAACCUCGUCACGAAACCUGUAACAAUGAACAGCGAUACGAAAACCAGGUGAUGUGCGAGGACAAGGAGUUUGGUGCCUUAGUGCCGUAUCCGGAUAAUUGUAGCUUGUUCCUGGUCUGUGACUGUCUCUACCCGACGGUGAAGCUGUGCCCCGCAAGUCUCUGGUGGGAUAAUAAGACUCAGCUGUGUAAUUAUCCCCAAGCAGUAGAAUGUAUAUACUACUCUAUUGAUACGCCAGAACCCACGGAUGGAACUACCAGAUUUACGCCAGAACCAACAUCCAGUACUCAGAAGAUAACGCCAGAACCGACAGAACCAUCAUCUAGUACGGCAGAGAUAACGACGGAAAGUACCACCGGAACCACUCCGCAGAUAACAACAGAAGCGUCCUCUACCCCAAACUACCCCCCAACAUCCAGUUGGGAUCCACCACCUGCACCACCUGGAAUUUCAGAUGAUUACUGUCGCAAUAAAGCCGAUGGGUCGCUACAUUAUUAUCCGUAUGACUGCCAGGCCUAUAUAAACUGCACUCGCAGCUGGCCUGUGCUAAACUAUUGUAUUGAAGACAAGGUUUUCAAUAGGUACCUGGGCAUUUGCGAUACUCCCGAUGUGGCGGAGUGCGAGGAGCUGCCUCUGCCCACAACCACAACAGAAAUACCGCUCACUUCAACGACUGAGGAGGAUGUGGCUUGCGGUCCAACGCCGGAUGGAAUUGAAGAGGAUUAUUGUGUGCCGAAGGGAAAUGGUUUCUAUGAGUAUCCAUACAACUGCAGUGGGUACUUGGCCUGCAAAAAUGGUUGCACAGACUUGGAGUACUGCCAACCAGAUAAACUCUUUAAUAACUGGCUGCACAUCUGCGAUACACCCGAUUCCGUGUGGUGUGACCCCAUGCCAUUCCCUACAACGCCGGGCACAACCGAAAACCCCACAUCUGCUUCAAUCACUACCACUCCUUCAAUCACUACAACUCCUUCAAUCACCAUAACUCCUUCAAAACCUACAACACUUCCUUCUGAUGGUUCAACUACCACCGAAAUUGCAACCACUACCCCUGCACUUCCCUCUGACGUCGAUCCAAAUGAUUGUAAAGGUGAAAAGGACGGCACUGUUUUUGCCUACAUAGGAAAUUGUUCCGAGUACUUGAUAUGUAAAGACAAUCAAGUGCAAAUGGAUCAUUGUCCACCUAAUACGCUCUUCAAUCCCGACUGGCUUCUAUGCGAUGAGCCAGAUGAUGUAGUGUGCCUUGGAGAUCGCACCACCACACCCAUUCCAACCACCACACCCACUACCACAACUGAAAAAACCACUCCUACCACGACUACCACCACAGAGGCCACAACUUUGGGACCCGAACAACUUUGCGAUGGUCAAGAGUUGGGAGCUUCUUUUUCUUAUCCGGAUGACUGCAGCAAGUAUUAUCUUUGCUUGGGCGCCGGACAAUGGACUCUGGCACCCUGCAUAUACGGCAGCUAUUUUGAUCCCAGCACAGGACAGUGUGGACCUGAUGUGUCACCCGAUGCUUGUAAGGCCUCACAAGUCCCCACCAGCACAACAACAACGACAGAGGCCACAACAACCGAAAAAGACACCACUCCCAAGUCUACAACUCAGUCUACAACCACUGAAAGGACAACCACAACUUUGGCCCCAAAAACUGGUAUUUGUGGUGGUCGAAAUGAAAACGAGAACAUUGCUUAUCCCAACAACUGCAACAAGUAUAUUGUGUGCGUUUCACCAAUUCCCAUUGCCUUCUUCUGUCCCGAUAAGACAUUCUUCAGUUCAACGUUACAGAAGUGCAUUGAUGAUUGGGAAGAAAGUGAUUGUGAGGGAGAUCAGAGCACCACGACUUUAGAACCAGGCUACACAAGACCUCCUCCAGAACCCACCAUGUGCACAAAUAGCAGUCGGAAUACUUUCCCAUAUCCGGAUAACUGUCAAUGGUUCAUACGCUGUGUGGAUGACUACAUCUACAUGAUGGACGUCUGCAAUUGUGGGGAGUACUAUGAUCCAAUUACUGAAAAGUGUGGAGCGGAUGUUCCUUCAGAUGCCUGUCGAUGGGAUUACAACUCGACCACAUCCACUACCAGUGAGCCGACCACAACUACAGCGGUUACGAGACCACCACCGCAGAAAGGACCAUGUGACGAUGUCGAGGAUGGUGCCCUUGUCGCCUAUCCCAACGAUUGCUCGAAAUAUAUUAAGUGCGAUAGACCCAUUGCUGUGGCCUUUGAAUGCGAAGAAGGAGAUGAAUUUAGUGUGGAGCUUGGAAAGUGUGUUGAUGCUUCACUUGCCAAUUGUUCGUUUACAACCACUGCUAAGCCAUCGACAACGACACCAAGAGACGGAGAAGGCUCAACAACGGCUUCUGAACCACCAACGGAAUCUUCUACAGAAUCCUCCACAGAAUCAUCUACCGAAUCAACAACAGAAUCAACAACAGAAUCAACAACUGAAUCAACAACAAAAUCAACAACAGAAUCAACAACAGAAUCAACAACAGAAUCAACAACAGAAUCAACUACAGUAUCAUCUACUGAAACUUCUGAAUCGCCCUCAACAAAUUCUACAACACCAGAAUCUUCUACAAUGGAACCGGGGACAACAACACCAGAAGGGUCAACUACUGCCAAACCGGCAGAGGGAAUUUGUGAAGGCAAGACAGACGAUUCUUUGGUACCCUACCCGAGAAACUGUAGCAAGUAUAUAAAGUGCCAAUACCCAAUACCAGUUGGUUACGAUUGUCCGGAUGGUUUGGAGUUUAGUCCCACGGAACUGACUUGCAUGGAUCCCGAACUAGCUGGUUGCAGUACGAAAUUAACCACUCCAGGGCCCACUACUUUGAGUACAGACGCUUCGUCUUCACCGGUAACUACAGUCUCAACAACACCCGAGACUACAACUACAGAAUUACCAACAACCCCAAAUACCACAACUUCCGAGUCAACAACAAUAUUACCAACUACCACAGAAUCAACAACAGAUUCAACCACUCCCGAAACAACUACCACAGAAUCUACGACAGUUUCAACAACUCCGCAGACAACAACCACCGAAUCAACAACUGAAUCUACAACUACAGAAUUACCAACGACCCCAAAGACCACAACUUCCGAGUCAACAACAAUAUCAACUACCACAGAAUCAACUACAGAUUCAACCACUCCCCAAACAACUCCAACAGAACCAACAACUCCCGAAACAACUACCACAGAAUCUACGACAGUUUCAACAACUCCCGAAACAACUACCACGAUAUCAACAACAGUCUCAACAACAACUGAAUCGACAACCACUGUGGCUACCCCACCAACUCUAGAUCCGUACACCCCCAAUAUUUGUUGUGGACAAGCUCUUGGAACUCUGCUCCCGUAUCCCAAUGAUUGCGGUCGCUAUGUCGUUUGUGACUAUCCCAUUCCAUAUGCCGUGGAUUGUGAUGAGGGAACGAUCUUCGAUGAUGAACUUCUUCAAUGCACCUCUACGCCCAAUGAAAGGUGUCUUUUCGUAGAAUUUUAA
Messenger RNA from Drosophila erecta, 3697 nucleotides. RefSeq names its product mucin-2. Bases 89 to 3697 code for a protein of 1202 amino acids. Gene Ontology annotation, cellular component: extracellular region. NCBI's taxonomy places the organism in Eukaryota, Metazoa, Arthropoda, Insecta, Diptera, Drosophilidae. The transcript has 2 exons. Gene Ontology annotation, molecular function: chitin binding. The record is from RefSeq and is a predicted model, not a curated record.